AUGGCCACAUCAUGCAUCGGUGUAUUCACCAACGCCCGGCCCUACCUCCUUGGUGUCUCCACCGCGCAGAUGAAACUCGACUUUGCACUUACAUUCCUGACAAAAGCUGAAGAGCAAGUCAAGCGCGACGAGCUUUCGGUGUCUCAUGUCAAUGAUGUCUUGGCUAUGCUUGCUGAGCGACUAGACACCCACAAAGCACUGCAAGAGCGCGUCGCGCAGUCUUCAUUUCUCUCGUGGCUUUGGUAUGCCAAUGACGCCGAACUCACGCAACAUGUUGAGAAAUGCCGCGAUACAUACGAGCUUGCGAUGUCGUGCUCCAAUGCGGCGGAAGGAUAUGGGCAACAGAACGUCCCCGGACAAUCCGAGGCGCACGAUCCUUCUACGCGGGCACAGAGAGAGGCUUCUUACCGUGCGCCAGCUAACUCGCCUAUGGUGACCCUCGGGGCGUUCGCACGCAUUGGAACCCUGCAUAUACAGCUGGGUAAUGAUAAUUGCGGCCCUAUCCUUAUAGCAUCGCAGAGGGUAUCUAGAAAGCAGUCUGAGAAUCAGCGUUGCCAAGAGUCGGAGUAG
Molecule: messenger RNA, 570 nt
Organism: Coniophora puteana RWD-64-598 SS2
Lineage: Eukaryota; Fungi; Basidiomycota; Agaricomycetes; Boletales; Coniophoraceae
Exons: 4
Coding region: 1-570 (189 amino acids)
Source: RefSeq, a predicted model, not a curated record